CUCUGGCAGGAAUUGACUUUAAGAUCAGAACAAUAGAAUUAGAUGGAAAGAAAAUCAAGCUACAAAUAUGGGAUACAGCAGGCCAGGAGAGAUUCCGCACAAUCACAACAGCUUACUACAGAGGAGCCAUGGGAAUUAUGCUGGUGUAUGACAUCACAAAUGAGAAGUCUUUUGACAACAUAAAAAACUGGAUAAGAAACAUAGAGGAGCAUGCCUCUUCAGAUGUAGAAAGAAUGAUCCUGGGUAACAAAUGUGAUAUGAAUGAAAAAAGACAAGUCUCAAAAGAAAAAGGGGAGAAGUUAGCAAUUGAUUAUGGAAUCAAAUUUUUGGAGACAAGUGCAAAAUCCAGCAUAAAUGUGGAAGAGGCAUUUUUCACACUUGCACGGGAUAUUAUGACAAAGCUCAACAGAAAAAUGAAUGACAGCAGUUCAUCAGGGGCAGGUGGGCCAGUAAAAAUAACAGAAAAUCGAUCUAAGAAGAGCAGCUUCUUUCGAUGCACGCUACUUUGAUGAACUUCUAAUGAUAGACUGCAGCACACUUAGAACCUUUUCUGCUUCUUUGAAAGCACAGGGUCACAAAGCCUCAGAAAUAAUACCACCAAGCUGCUGCUGAGAGCUCCAUUGAACGUAGACUGCGAUACACAAAAUACCAAGUGGAUUUUGCUCACUAAGCCUAUUGACCUGUCAGGCUCUUCUUUCUCAGAUAUGGAAGCUAUGAAGUGGAGACACAAAUGCAAGAGUUAACUUGUUUUCCUUUUUUACUUUCUGUUUUAUUGCCUGUUGCUGCUAUGUUUCUUUUAACUUUGCACAUCCAUAUUGGCCUCUUACUGCCUGUUACAGCACAAUCUUACAUUUGUAUUUGCACAGUUUGACUUGUAAGUAAGAUUCUUAACAGAUUUGUGCAGGUUUUUCUUUCUGUUUUUAAACAAAUUUAUUUUCAAGCAGAAGAGCCAGGGGAAAAACUGUCUCACUUCCAUUAUUUUCUAUGCUGUAUACUUGUGGCCAUGACUGCAGUAUGGAUGUUGACACUCUAGUGAUGCGAAUUACUGUAACAAUUGGCAUUUAAUGAUUUGUAUGGGUUUUGUCUCUCUGAUGCACAAAUCUGUUCAUGCAGAAGCUAUGGCUUCUAUUCUGAAUGUAGUAUGUUGCUUUUCUUUCUUUACCAGACUUAGCAAAGUUGUGUUCUGAAUUGCCAGUCACUGUCUGAUUCACAGAUGCACCUUUCAGUUAUUUGAAUAAACACAGUGUCUGUCCUC
Molecule: messenger RNA, 1255 nt
Organism: Nipponia nippon (crested ibis)
Lineage: Eukaryota; Metazoa; Chordata; Aves; Pelecaniformes; Threskiornithidae
Source: RefSeq, a predicted model, not a curated record